Molecule: messenger RNA, 1975 nt
Organism: Naegleria gruberi
Lineage: Eukaryota; Heterolobosea; Eutetramitea; Acrasida; Naegleriidae
Exons: 1
Coding region: 101-1942 (613 amino acids)
Biological process (GO): endocytosis; autophagy
Cellular component (GO): endosome; autophagosome
Molecular function (GO): guanyl-nucleotide exchange factor activity
Source: RefSeq, a predicted model, not a curated record
GUUUUAUUCUCUGCACGUCUUUGUAAAUAUAUAUAUUAGCAAAAUCAACAACAAGAACCAACAAACAACAAUAGCCUAUUUAUUUUGAUAGAAGUUAACAAUGGAAUCCUACUGGCUCGGACCUAAUAAUGAAGUCUCUCAAGUGCCUACAAAUAAUGAUUCAUCCUCUCCUGUGAAUGAUGAUGAGGAUUUUAAUAGUAAUACAAGAAGUGAAGAAGUAACCUCUUCGGUGGCUACAAGUACAAUCCUGAUGGAUAGACAACAAAACCAACAACAUCAUCAUCAUCAUCAAUCGAAUAAUCAUCAUAAUCAUGAUUCACCUCAGAGUAAUAAUAAUAACAAUGAUCAAAGAGAGGAUAUGAUUUCGGAAUCACCUACAAAAUUUAAUAGCUACUUGGAUAAUGUAUUAAAAUCGAGUUUCAUGACCAAUUUAAUUGUGUCGUAUUGGGACAAUAAUAUGGGUCCUCGACCUUUGAAAAUUUGGAAUGGAACAGUACCAAGAAGUGAAAUUCUAACAGAUGAUACCCUCUUGUUUAUUUCUAGAUUUUCAAUGAUGGAUGAUAUGCCAAGAUAUGAAGAAAUUGGACCAAAUAUUGAAAUUAAAUUUAAUAUCAUGUCGGAUUUGAAUGUAAUGGUACUAACAGCUGUAUUUUGCAGUAAAAAUUGGGAAAAGGGAACAUCAAGGUCGUUCUUUAGGAGAAAGGUUGAUCCUCCACCAACUUUAUUUACAAUCAGUAUUGUAAUGAAUAGAGAAAAUCUCUCCAAAUUUAUGGUCAUUAAUUUUAUCAUGAAGGAAAAACUCAUUACACUUGCCAAGAUUAUGAAACACUUUGCUGAUCAAUAUACCAAUUCGAAUCAGAAUGAAGUUAUUUCAAAUUUCGAGAACCAUUUACAUGAAUUUGUACAAUUAUACGAUUCUCUGAGUAGAAUUGUUUAUAGCCCGCCAUCAAUGAAUUUGUAUACUACUUUAUUCAGUGAAGAAAUUUCACUGAAAAGACUCUAUGAAAGUGAAGAGGAAUCAAUAUUUCUCCAACGAGCAAUAUCAUCACAUUUAGAAACACAUGGUUAUAGUGUAGUGGUUGGCUUACCUAAUCAAUUGAGGGAAAUCAAUGUUUGGGUGAAUACAUUGGCCAUGUUCCUUUCACAACACGAGAAACAAUUAAUCAAACAUGCCAAAAAGAUUGAAGCUACAAAACUACCAACAGAAAUUCAAACAGUUGUAAAAACUAGUUUCUUCAAGAGAGCCUCAGCACCAGUUAAAAUGUUGGAUCCUGAAAAUCUAUUCAAACCUGAAAUAUUUGUACAAGGUCUUGUAGUUACACCUGAUGUUUCGCAUUGGAAAGACUUGAUACCUACAAAAUCACUACUAUCUGGUAGAUAUCCAAUAUCAGUUAUAGAUUUAAAAGAUAGAAAAGUAUAUUCCUUUAAAAAGUAUCAGUAUUUCCAAGCUUUUAAGCAGGAAUUCUUUGAAGAAUCCGAGUCAAAGAAUAUUCUCAAUGAUUUUGGAAUUCAAAACACUGGUAACGACAAACAAUUUAGAGAUCACUAUGAAGAGGCUAGAAGAAUUUGCACAAGUGUUCAAGAGCUGUUCUAUGUCAUUCUCAAAGUUAUGCCCCUAACAAUAUAUCCCUCUAUGAGAUAUUCCCUCAUUUCUGAGUUUGUUCGGCUUCUUAAUAGAAAGGCGUUGGCACUUGCAAAAUACGUUCAUUCAAUGAGGAAUGUGGAAAUGAUAGCGCCUGCCAAAAUUCAAAAGGUUCUAGUGAAACAUGUUAUGAUUAAUAAUAGUGUUCAGAAAUACAGACCUGAUGAUUUGACUUCUGAAUUAAUGGCCAUUACUGCUACAGCAGAGAAAUUACAACACGGAGUUUAUACAAUAGUAACAGGAGAUCCAAGACAAGAGGCAGAAGAUGUUGUUAACUUUUUGGGGUCGACAAAUUUCUAAUAGUUCCUUAAUAAAAAUACACGAUUCUUCAAA